Cricetulus griseus (Chinese hamster) is the source of this 3256-nucleotide messenger RNA. The record is from RefSeq and is a predicted model, not a curated record. Lineage: Eukaryota; Metazoa; Chordata; Mammalia; Rodentia; Cricetidae.
CACAGCAGGGGAGGGUACUGCCGGAGCCGGGUCGCUGCCCCUACCAGGCGCUAUGGCCUGCGGGCUGGUGCGCGACCUCCCCGCGGUCCCCCUUGCCCCCGCGCGUCCCCCAGGCGCGAAGAUGUCCUGAGCUGAGCUCGGACUCACGAUGUACCGGCGCCAGCCCGCAGCGGGGACCCCGGUCUACGUGCCCAAGGGGUGGACCGACCGGGCCGCCUCACGCCGCUCCACUCCGCUGCUUCCUCGGCUGUUCACGUCCGACUCCCGUACGCGAGGCUCAGCCGGCGCGUGGUGGCAGAACAGCGAUCGCCUGCCCUACCUGUCCCCCGGGGUCCCGUAUGGGCCGCGGAGCCGCGGGACCUUGAGAACGCUGGUGCUGCCGCCGCUACCGUACAGCACGGCCCGGGGGGCGGGGGCCCGGGGGACACGGCAGCCGGCUGUAUCCGUGGGCACACUUCUGGGGCAAUUUCUGCCCACCAAAUUCCGCGACUUCCUGCACCAUCUGCGCACCAAGUACACAGAGCCCCAGGCGCACCCACCCUCAGCGCCACAGUACCCCAAGGGUGCGUCAGAGCACUACCCAGGUUUGCGCAAUCCCAGUUGCUCAUUCUACCCAGGUUUGCGCAAUCCCAGUUGCUCAUUCCUCCCAGACCUGUGGGACCAACCGUCGCACUCGGAAGACAGUUUUAAAAAGAAGCCUACCGCGGGGCUCCCAAGAGGCGAAUUCAUCACAGCCAGAAAGGCCAACGCCCUCUCCAGAGAAGGCUUGAGGACUCGCAGACGCAAUUGUCCUUUCCGGGUGCGAUUUGAAGACGAGACCCUGCAGGACACAGCCCUCCGCUAUUGGGAGCGCAGCCGUGCGUUCCGACAGAAUAUCUUUCCAUGUGAACAGACUGCUUUGCCUUCUAUGUCUGUGUCAGAGCGGGUGCUUGGGAGUGUUGGGAGAUGGCUGGAGAGUCUGCCCAGAGCCCUGCGUCCCAGGGCCCAAGACACUGUAGCCGGCUCCUCAUUCUGGAACUGCCCCCGAGUGGCAGCUCAGGAACCACAGAUCUACUUUUCUGAGGAUGCCAACAUGAGCAGCCGCCUACCCUUCAUCCACAGGGCCACCGCCAUAAGGCCACGGGGAGGCCUCAGGACCUUCCUAGACACCCCUAACAGUGUGGAGCAGGGAAUACUUUCCUGGCUGGUGAUUAACUCUACACAACCUCAAACCUGGAUCAAUCCAUGCCUGAAGCAGACCCGAAGCCAUUACCUUAGUCUGAGGAAGUGGAAAAACAACUUCUUCUUGUCUUCAGUGCCAGAGGCUUCUCUGUCGACCAUCUUAUAGAGGGUGAGGAUAUCCAGACCCCAGCCCAGGAGAAAGAGCCCUGUGUGUGGGCAAACCUUAGCCUCUCAGCCCGAUGCAGUGUUCAAAUCCAUAUGGGGAAGUGGCCCGAGACAAGAUGACAGGCACCUCCUAGAGUUUCUCUGCUGCACUAACCUAGCCACCUCCACACACCUGGGUGCCCCACCACACCAUGUUCCAACUCCCGAGGGAAACUGGGAACCUCCCUCCCUUUGGAGUUUCUGCCUUGUCCUUGUGCUCUGGCCAGGUCUUUAUCGCCACCUGCUGGCUCGGGAAGAAACAGCUCGGACUCGCCGCAGAGCGUGGUCUAUCCGGGAGGACAAGGAUGCUAUAGCGGGGUUUGUGCUGGACUGGGCUGGUCAUCUUGGGGACCAGAUGAGGUAGGGAUGGUGAAGGGCUGAAGAAAGGUAGAUCUGGACCUGACUUGAGGCGCGAUGCAGCAGUGUCCCCAGAGCUGCGCUGGAGCUUGGCUUGGUUCUCUUUCUGAACUUUCAGGCUGUGGUGGCAUGUGCCUUUAAUCCCAGGCUCCCUGUUUCGCCAGAGUGCUGCGCAGCGGGUGCCCUCUCUGCCUCGGUUUCCCCGGUCGCUUGCAGCGCCGCACCACGCCGCGCGGGGGCAGUGUUGGCCUGGCUUUGCGCCGCAAAACUUCAGCUCUUGCUCUGGAUCGGAAACUUUCCCUCAUUAUGGAUCCCUGAAUCCUGGGUACCCGGCUCCUGACUGUGGGGAAUCUGCCUUCAACCUGUGAUCCGAGACAUGGCCAACAUGGAGAAUCUGGGAACUCAUGGAACAGACCCACGCAGGGAGAGGAACGCUGAAGCAAGACAUAACACAGAGAGGCACACAGCACAGUACACACACACACACACACACACACACACACUACAUACCACAUAUGCUACAGAGACCCCACACACAGCAAGGAUGCCUCCGGCAUAGAAGCAGGACACGGGUGGCACACAUACACAUAUACCAGAGAGCUCACACACAGAGAACAGCACAUACGUACCACCUGGAGACCCCACAAGCAGGGAGGGAGAAUACCACAGACACACACAAUACCACAAUAGAGACCCCACACAUAUAGAGAACCAUACCACAGAUAUUCACAAAAAAUACAGCCAAGGAACACAGCACACAGUAAACACUACAUCCAUACCACAUACAGAGCCUGUACAUGGAGAAGCACACCACACAUGACUGCACACACCACAGAGCUACUCCACAUAUAUGAAGACACACCGCGGAUACAUAUGAACAUGGAAACACACACACACGAGACAUUACACACAUGGAGAAACAGACACCAUACCCACCCACGUGGAGAAGACAGGAAUGAAUACACCAGAGACACCACACACAGAGCACAUUCUGCAGAAUCCUAGAGGUAACACACUUCAGAAAUGUGUUGCACAGUGAGGCAUGUACCAUGGCAUGGCAGUUCCUGUGGAGCCUGACCUUGGGUGACCAAGAAGAGGCUGGGGAAAGACUCUUUUCAGAUGACUUAAGUCCUAGGUCUUUCCUCCCUCCUGAGAGUGACUCCAUUCUCCUUCCCAUAGUCCUCACGGGCUUUUUUGUCCAGUUUGUUUGCUUGGUGUCUGUGUGCUGUGUGCUUUGGGCCCUGUCUGCUCAUGCCUUGCCCACCCCACCCCCAACCCCAAGCCUCCCCACCUCUCAUUCUGUUCCUGACCACACAGGCCAUCUCUCUAAGCCAAGCAAGGCAGGGGAGCUGGGCCUGUUGGGGUGGCGGGUGGUGUCUCCUGCCUUGUGAGCCUCUGCACCCUCAGGAGGUGGUUCCUUAGGUAUAGAAGUGAGGGGUGUUGCUUAUGCUGUGCAUUGUGUGGGGAGCUGUGUCCAGUCCCCCUCAGUGUGGGUCUGGAGAGAUGGCUCAGUGGUUAAGACUACUUGCUGCUC